This is a messenger RNA of Osmia bicornis bicornis, 3907 nucleotides long. It is a transcript of the gene pea, whose product is annotated as ATP-dependent RNA helicase DHX8. Gene Ontology annotation, biological process: mRNA splicing, via spliceosome; spliceosomal complex disassembly. The transcript is spliced from 12 exons. Gene Ontology annotation, cellular component: intracellular anatomical structure; catalytic step 2 spliceosome. Lineage: Eukaryota; Metazoa; Arthropoda; Insecta; Hymenoptera; Megachilidae. Gene Ontology annotation, molecular function: ATP binding; RNA helicase activity; RNA binding. The record is from RefSeq and is a predicted model, not a curated record. The coding region runs from base 212 to 3814 and encodes 1200 amino acids.
GCCCUCCACUCGUAUAAUAGAAAAAUGCAUUGUAUGAAUGAUCUGUCCUAUACCUCGUUUGGUGCAUUGUAGAUAAACGAACAAUAUAUUUUGUUUCUAAUAAUGUGAUUAUGUGAAAUACCAUUCAUUGUGCAGAGACAUGAAAUAGUACAUCAUCUAUAUAUACGUAUACAACCUGUUUCUAUACAAUUAUUUUAACGAAACCGUAAAGAUGGACGAGGUUGAAAAACUAGAGCAUUUGUCAUUGGUUUCUAAAAUUUGUACAGAGCUGGAGAAUCAUUUAGGAUUAAAUGACAAAGAUUUAGCUGAAUUCAUAAUCCACUUGGCGGAGAAGAAUAACACCUUUGAUAAGUUUAAGAAAGUUCUCAUCGAAAAUGGUGCUGAAUUCUCUGAAUCCUUUAUGGCUAAUUUGUUGAGAAUAAUACAACAUAUGAAGCCUUCCACGCAAGCACAAGAAAAGACAUUGAACUCAGCAUCAAAGCAAGACGAAUUAGCACAGAAGUUUCCUGCUUUGGCUAUGCCAAAUGAAGAACUCCCUCCGGUGGAAAAUAAUGAACUUAAAGAUGACGAUAUAGUCAAUAGUGUUAUGGCAAGUUUAGAGGAAUUGGCGCCAUCAAAAAAGUCUGGCGAAAGUAAAAAGGAUAUCCAGCCAUCGGAUAAUAAUGAUAAGAAAAGCAAGCAUUCUAGAAGGAGCAGAUCAAGGGAUAAAAAAAGGCAUAGAUCUCGUUCCUCUAACCGUAAAGAUAAAAGGCAUAGAUCUAGAUCCCGUUCAAGAUCGCGAGAUCGUUCUAGAUCUCGAGACAGACGACAUCGUAGGUCGAGGGAUCAUAGAAGAUCGAGAUCUAGGGAUAGAAAAUCACGUGAUCAUAGGGAUAAACAUUUCGGUAGGCAUGGAUCCGAUAGAUCCAGAUCACGGUCCGUGGAAGAAGUAUCGAUUGAUCCGGAAGUGGGUAAAAUCUAUUCAGGAAAGGUUGCGAAUAUCGUACCUUUCGGUUGCUUUGUCCAAUUGGAAGGGUUGAAACGUAGAUGGGAAGGACUCGUUCACAUUUCACAAUUAAGGAGAGAAGGACGAGUUGCUAAUGCGAGUGACGUUGUGUCCAGGGGUCAGAAGGUCCUCGUAAAGGUCCUUAAUAUUGGUGGACAAAAGGUCUCUUUAAGUAUGAAGGAUGUUGAUCAGGAAACAGGUAGGGACCUGAAUCCUGUUGUAGCUGUCGCUAAACCAGAAGAAGAUGAGAAGCAUUUACGUAAUCCUGAUAGACCUACCUCGCUGUUAGAACUUCAAGGCAAUUGGGACGAGGAUGAAACGUAUUCUAGGAAACGAGUACAAAGGUUAUCCUCCCCAGAAAAGUGGGAGAUCAAACAGAUGCUUGCUGCAUCCUGUAUAGAUAGGAACGAAUUGCCAGAAUUUGAUAUGGAAACUGGAAUUCUUCCCCGCGAGGAUGACGAAGAAGAGGACGUCGAAAUAGAAUUGGUUGAAGAAGAACCACCGUUCUUACACGGUCAUGGAAGAGCACUCGGAGACUUGAGCCCAGUUCGUAUAGUCAAGAACCCUGACGGUUCUUUAGCUCAGGCUGCUAUGAUGCAAAGUGCUCUUGCAAAAGAGAGAAGGGAACAAAAAAUGUUGCAAAGGGAACAGGAAAUGGAUUCCGUUCCCACAGGUCUCAAUAAGAAUUGGAUCGAUCCUUUGCCAGAAGCUGAAAGCAGGACACUGGCAGCCAACAUGCGUGGGAUUGGUCUCCAAACUCAGGAUCUUCCCGAAUGGAAGAAGCACGUGAUUGGUGGAAAGAAAUCAUCGUUUGGAAAGAAAACGAACUUGACCCUCCUCGAGCAGCGACAGAGCUUACCAAUAUACAAGCUCAGAGAUGAUUUAGUGAAAGCUGUGACGGACAAUCAGAUCUUGAUUGUGAUCGGGGAAACAGGAUCAGGGAAAACGACGCAAAUAACACAGUAUUUGGCUGAGGCAGGAUUUACGGCUCGUGGAAAAAUCGGAUGCACUCAACCUAGAAGAGUAGCAGCCAUGUCUGUUGCCAAAAGAGUAGCAGAAGAGUUUGGUUGUAGAUUGGGGCAAGAAGUUGGUUACACGAUACGUUUUGAAGAUUGUACCGGACCGGAGACUAAUAUAAAAUACAUGACUGACGGUAUGCUGCUUCGAGAAUGUCUCAUGGACUUAGAUUUAAAAACGUACUCUGUGAUAAUGUUGGACGAGGCGCACGAACGCACCAUCCACACGGAUGUCCUCUUUGGACUGCUGAAACAAGCCGUAGGGAGACGGCCAGAUCUGAAAUUAAUUGUAACCAGUGCCACUUUGGAUGCAGUCAAAUUUUCACAGUACUUCUUUGAAGCGCCCAUUUUUACCAUUCCUGGCAGGACAUUUGAAGUUGAAGUAAUGUACACGAAAGAACCGGAAACAGAUUAUCUGGAUGCUGCGUUAAUCACAGUGAUGCAGAUACAUUUAAGGGAACCACCAGGGGAUAUACUGUUGUUCCUGACUGGUCAAGAGGAAAUCGAUACAGCCUGUGAAAUUUUAUAUGAACGUAUGAAGUCCUUGGGUCCCGACGUCCCUGAACUGAUAAUCUUACCAGUUUAUUCAGCGCUUCCCUCAGAAAUGCAAACUAGAAUAUUCGAGCCAGCCCCCCCUGGCUCGAGGAAAGUAGUUAUAGCUACGAACAUAGCAGAAACCAGCUUAACAAUAGACGGGAUCUAUUACGUGGUCGAUCCAGGCUUCGUCAAACAAAAAGUGUACAAUUCAAAAACAGGAAUGGACAGUUUAAUAGUGACACCAAUUAGCCAGGCAGCGGCAAAGCAAAGGGCAGGUAGAGCUGGUAGAACUGGUCCUGGAAAAUGCUACAGGCUUUACACUGAAAGAGCUUAUAGAGAUGAAAUGUUACCAACACCAGUACCAGAAAUUCAGCGCACCAAUUUAGCAACAACAGUAUUACAGUUAAAAACAAUGGGCAUUAAUGAUCUUUUACAUUUUGACUUCAUGGAUGCUCCUCCUGUGGAAUCAUUGAUCAUGGCCUUGGAAUCUUUGCACAGCUUAAGUGCAUUAGAUAACGAAGGUCUUUUAACAAGGCUAGGUAGACGAAUGGCAGAAUUUCCUUUGGAACCUAAUUUAUCAAAAAUGUUGAUCAUGAGUGUGCACCUACAAUGCUCUGAUGAAAUAUUGACGAUCGUCAGUAUGUUAUCAGUUCAGAACGUUUUCUACAGGCCAAAAGACAAACAAGCUUUAGCAGAUCAGAAGAAAGCGAAAUUCAACCAACCCGAGGGUGAUCAUUUGACUUUGUUAGCAGUUUAUAAUUCAUGGAGGAACAAUAAAUUUAGCAAUGCAUGGUGUUACGAAAAUUUUGUGCAAAUCAGAACGCUGAAACGUGCCCAGGAUGUUCGUAAACAAUUGUUGGGUAUAAUGGAUAGGCACAAACUGGACGUUGUAUCUGCUGGAAAAAAUACUGUAAGAAUUCAGAAAGCUGUAUGCUCAGGUUUCUUCAGAAAUGCUGCAAAGAAAGAUCCACAGGAAGGAUACAGAACUUUGGUAGACAGCCAGGUUGUCUAUAUUCAUCCGAGUAGCGCAUUGUUUAACAGGCAGCCUGAAUGGGUUAUUUACCAUGAAUUAGUACAAACUACGAAAGAAUACAUGAGAGAAGUAACAACCAUUGAUCCAAAAUGGUUGGUUGAAUUUGCACCGGCGUUCUUCAAGUUUAGCGAUCCAACUAAACUUAGCAAGUUCAAGAAAAAUCAGCGACUCGAGCCACUUUAUAAUAAAUACGAAGAACCAAAUGCUUGGCGAAUAUCAAGGGUUCGCAGGAGACGUAAUUAAGAUGUUUAUUAUACAAUCUGUAAAUAAUUUUUGUACAGAGUUUCACAUUAUUUAUGAACUAGCCUCAAUAAAUAGUUCAUCAUUAAAAUGUAA